CGCUUCUUGCGUACCAGCAAUAAAAAAUUUGAAAGGUACAAAGUGCCAAAACUAUUGUUUUAGUAAAAGGCCUCUUUAUUUAUUCGUUUUAUUUAUCCCUAUAUUUUUGUAAAUACAAUCCAAAAGAUGUCGAGACAUCGUAAUGUAAAGAAUUUAGAGUUGGAAGAGUAUGAUGCAGAUGAGCCAGUGGAAGAAUUGACUGAUGAACAAGAAGAACAAUUUCGUGAAGCCAUUGCUGCUGUCCAGGAAACUGUUGAAGGACUUCCCGUGACAAACAAAGAAAUAGCCGAUACAGUAUGGUACUAUUAUUUUGAUGUGGAGAAAUCUGUCAAUUAUCUAGUUAAAAGCUGUACCGCAAGAGCUGAAGAGAAAAAUGGAAAAGACGAAUCUCAUAAGAAGAAGCCACCAAAACAAGAACAAAAACAAAAACAAACCGUUGAAGCCCAACCUUCCACUAAAAAUGCCUCUGCUUCUUUAAACGUUUCGAUGAAGAAGCUGAAUUUGAACGGAAAAGAACAGACCGGAGAGAAAUCAAAGGAUGAAGAGGAGACACAAACGCCACGGAAGCAAGAGUCUUCAUUGUUGAUAGAUGUUCCAAAAAUUUACGAAGAGUCUCAACCCAAGCCUGUUGUCCACUUAGUUGUUACCGGACAUGUCGAUUCAGGCAAAAGUACCAUGCUUGGAAGGAUUAUGUUUGAACUGGGUGAUGUCAACACUCGAUCUAUGCAAAAACUUCACAAUGAGGCUUCUAAUCAAGGAAAGGGAAGCUUUUCUUAUGCUUGGUUACUCGAUUCUACGGACGAAGAGCGUCUUAGGGGUGUUACCAUGGACGUUGCGGCUACCUCCUUUGAAAGCCACAAACAAAUUUAUGAGGUUGGUGAUGCGCCUGGUCACAAGGAUUUCAUUUCCGGUAUGAUUGCUGGAGCUGCUUCUGCUGAAUUUGCAAUCUUGGUCGUCGAUUCUUCGCAAAACAACUAUGAGCGUGGUUUUCUAGCAAAUGGACAAACUCGAGAGCAUGCUUAUUUGCUACGUGCUCUUGGGGUUUCUGAACUUGCAGUUGCCGUGAAUAAGCUUGAUCUCAUGUCUUGGUCUUUGGAUCGCUAUAAUGAAAUCAAAGCUUCGGUAUCUGACUUCUUGAUUCGGAUGGUUGGAUUUAAAGAGGAGAACGUUCAUUUUAUUCCUGUUUCUGCUGUCUCUGGUGUAAAUCUUAUAGAAAAAUCUUCUUCCCCACUCUACACUUGGUAUAACGGUCCAACAUUAAUAGAAGUUCUAGAUAAUUUCAACCCUCCGUUAAAGGCUUAUAGAGGACCUCUUCGAGUCUCUGUUCACGAUACUUAUCGAUCUGUGAGAGGCGCAACUAUUUCAGGAAGAGUAGAGUCUGGUAAUAUUCAAAACGGCCAGGUUUUGUAUAAUGUAUCUUCACAGGAGGAUGCGUAUGUCAAAGCCGUCAUGCGAAAUUCUGAUCCUUCCGUAUCAUGGGCUGUCGCUGGAGAUAAUGUUACUGUACAGCUGACGGACAUUGAGCCAAACCAAAUCAGUCUCGGUGAUAUCUUGUCCACUUAUAGUGACCCUGUUAAGCGCAGUAAGUCCUUUACAGCAGACAUUCAAACUUUUGAUAUACUCGGUCCAAUCUUGUCUGGAUCAACAUUAGUGCUCCACCGUGGUCGAACAGUUGCUCCAGUCGCUGUAAAAAUCAUAAACGUAAAUGGUAAGAAAGCAAGGCACAUUACCAGUAGAAAGCGUGCCUCUAUGCAAGUUAACUUUUUGGAAGGUUUGUAUCCAGUAUGUACUUCUGAAGAAAGCCCAUCGUUGAGUAGAAUCAUUCUUCGACGGGAUGGAAAUACAAUCGCUGCCGGAAUAGUGAAAACUAUUUUAUAAAAAAAAAAAGAGCAAAUUAGCAACUAUACAACAAAAUUUUUAUUAAAAUGAUUAAAGUAUUGAUGAUUAAUGUAUCUCGUAACAUAAAUGCGA
Messenger RNA from Schizosaccharomyces octosporus yFS286, 1971 nucleotides. RefSeq names its product elongation factor 1 alpha like protein. The transcript is spliced from 3 exons. Gene Ontology annotation, biological process: translation. NCBI's taxonomy places the organism in Eukaryota, Fungi, Ascomycota, Schizosaccharomycetes, Schizosaccharomycetales, Schizosaccharomycetaceae. Gene Ontology annotation, molecular function: GTP binding; GTPase activity. The coding region runs from base 127 to 1878 and encodes 583 amino acids. The record is from RefSeq and is a predicted model, not a curated record.